ACAAGAAAGAAAGGACUGUGUGUACCAAGAGGUCACUGAGCCCCAGGAUGAUGACUACCUUUGACACAUCACAGAAGAUGAAGAGGCAGCCAAGAGCAGAUACUCCUGGCUGGUUUGUGAACUGUGCCCGGGAUGAUGAAGAGCAGAACCUGGUGGCCUUUCAGUACCACAGGCAGAUUUUCUACCGAACCUGCCGGGUCAUCAGGCCGGGCCAUGAGCUGCUGGUCUGGUGUGGGGACGAGUAUGGCCAGGAGCUGGGCAGCAAGUGGGGCAGCAAGUGGAAGAGAGAGCUCAUGGCCAGAAGAGCAGAACCAAAGCCAGAGGUGCACCCAUGUCCCUCCUGCUCUCUGGCCUUCUCCAGUCAGAAAUUCCUCAGCCGACAUGUGAAACUCAGUCAUCCCUCUCAGAUUCUCCAGGAAACAUCUUCAAGAAAACAGCUCCAAGCAGAGGAACCCUGUCCAGAGGAUCAGAAUCAGCAGCAGCAACAUACUAGUACACACAGCUGGAAUGAUAAAACUGAAGGUCAAGAGGUCAAAGAAAGGUCCAAACCUUUGCUUAAAAGAAUCAGUCAAAGGAGGAUCUCAAAACCCUUUUUCCAACCGUCCAAAGAACAAAUGAGCUCUAGUGAGCACGAGAGACUGAUGGAAGAAGAGCCCCAGAGAGGCCAGAAAGAGAAUCCAGAGGACACAGGCAAGUUCUUUGUGAAAGGAGGAAUGUCAAAAAUUGUAACAAUCGAGCAUGGAGGGUGUUGGCAAGGCAUUAAUGAUGGAUCACAUCUCAUCACACAUCAGGUGACACAGUCUGCAGAGAAGCCCUAUGUUUGCAGGGAGUGUGGCCGAGGCUUUACAUGCAAGUCACAUCUCAUCACACACCAGUGGACACACUCUGGGGAGAAGCCCUAUGUUUGCAGGGAGUGUGGGCGAGGCUUUACAUGCAAGUCAGUUCUCAUCACACACCAGAGGACACACUCUGGGGAGAAGCCCUAUGUUUGCAGGGAGUGCGGGCGAGGCUUUACAUGCAAGACAAAUCUCAUCACACACCAGAGGACACACUCUGGGGAGAAGCCCUAUGUUUGCAGGGAGUGCGGGCGAGGCUUUACAUGCAGCAGUCACAUCUCAUCACACACCAGAGGACACACUCUGGAGAGAAGCCCUAUGUUUGCAGGGAGUGCGGGCGAGGCUUUACACGCAAGUCAGAUCUCAUCAGACACCAGAGGACACACUCUGGGGAGAAGCCCUAUGUUUGCAGGGAGUGCGGUGGGAAGCACAGUGUUCUUCAGGUGCAGGAAAGGCUACCACGUCCAGGGCUCCACCAUGUGCACCUGCCUGGCCAACCUGACGUGCAGCGGGACCCAGACUGAGUGCAUCCCUCACGCCUGCGGACAGCCGGAGACGCUGGCCCAUGCGGACGUCCGGGCCAUCGACCUGCCCACCUUCGGAUACACCUUGGUGUACACCUGCCACCCUGGGUUGUUCCUGGCCGGGGGGUCUGAGCACCGCACCUGCAAAGCGGACAUGAAGUGGACGGGGAAGUCGCCUGUCUGUAAAAUUCCUCCUGACGUGUUUUUCGUCAGCUCCGUGUGGCAGGGCCAUUACGAGUAUUUGGGGAAGACACAGCUGGCGACGCUGACGGUGGACGGCUUCAACGCCACCAGCAGCAAGGUGAACGCCACCUUCCGUGCCGCCGGCCAGGUGGAGCUGAAGCUGACAGGGGUUCUGCAGAUUCUAGUGUUUCUGCACACACUCCAGGUGCCCGUGCAGCGCUGA
Molecule: messenger RNA, 1766 nt
Organism: Artibeus jamaicensis (Jamaican fruit-eating bat)
Lineage: Eukaryota; Metazoa; Chordata; Mammalia; Chiroptera; Phyllostomidae
Product: histone-lysine N-methyltransferase PRDM9-like
Exons: 8
Coding region: 48-1766 (572 amino acids)
Biological process (GO): positive regulation of reciprocal meiotic recombination
Cellular component (GO): nucleus
Molecular function (GO): recombination hotspot binding; zinc ion binding; histone H3K36 methyltransferase activity
Source: RefSeq, a predicted model, not a curated record